CCGCUGUCCCCGUCUCCGUGUGGGAUCCCACAGCCAGGACCCAGUGAUCUGAGGCAGUGCUGGGCACGCUCCGUGCUUCCCAGGGGGGUUUGGGGUGGUGGGGAGGGGGCAGCGUGACUCCUUGCUGCACGGCUGAGAGCCGACACCGCCUGUGAGCUGCUGCUGUGUGUGACUCAGAGCAGGGCUGGCGGUGGGGGCACGUGGCUGUGUGGGCAGCACCGGGUGCUCAGCGAGACCAGGCUGGACCAGGGGCAUCCCAGCACACUGCUGUGCCGUGGAGUCACCGUGCAGGAGCCCAGACACACAGCCGAGGGCUGCCACACGCCUGGGCCACAGCCAGGCUGCUCAGUGCUGCCGGGAUUGCAGGCAGAGGCACCUCCAUGUCGCACAGCGGGUGUUGUCCCAUGGGUAUGGGGGGGGGGUCUCAGCAGGGCCAGCCCAGUGCCCGGCCCCUCCCCCAGCAGGGAUGUGAGGGCAGGUGGUACCCAAGGAUGCUGCAGGCUCCCUUGUUGCCGUGGCAACAGCUGGGGGGGGGAGUGAUGCAAGCACUGUGUGCCCUCCCCCCAAGGCCCCAUCCAGUGGGGCGGAAUCAGUGCCUGCUGCCACACUAUGGAGCCCAUAGGGCUGUGUGAGCACACACGAGCGUGGAGCACACGCACAGAGCACACAGUGCUCAUAGAUGCACAGCACGGCUGUGCACACACAGGUACAGCCUGCACGGGUUGGUAUUGGAACACCACUGAGCGGUGGGACCCACGGGUUGGUAGUGAGACCCCGUGGAGCAGCGUGGGACCCACGGGUUGGUACUGGGACCCCAUGGAGUGGUAUGGGAGCCACCGUGCCUGAGCUGGAGUUGGGUUCCGACCCCCAGAGCCCCACAUCCCCACGUUUGUGCAGGCUGGGGAGGUGUAAGCGGCGCAGGAGGAGCCGGAGCCACGUGGAGCAGACCAACACACUUUAUUCCAUAGUCACAACACUGGGAUAACCACUAGCCGAGCUUCAACACCACCGGCCCUGGCCGUGCCGUCAGGGUGGCCAUGGGUGGGACAUCCCCUCCACCAGCCCAGGACAACAGCUGCAGGACCCCUCCCCAACACAACCAAAGGAACCCCGAGUGCUCGCGGCAGCUCCGGCCCGCUGGGAUGCCGCCAGGGCGGCUUCUUCCUGAGAGAGGUUUGGUUUAUUUUUAUUAUUAUUAUUAUUAUUAUUAUUCACUUAUUAUUCAUUAUUAUCCGCUUUGUCUCUAGUGAUGAGGAUGGCGCACGCACACUCGCUCGCACACUCGGGGGGGGGAUGGGGGCUCGGCGGGACGGACGCGGGGGCUCUACGCACUACAACCACACGGCACAGAACAUCCACCGGGAGGGCCACGACGGGCGGAGGGGGACGGGGACCACGCGCACGGUGUUGUGCUUGAGGCCGGGCUCGAGGGGAGGGGGGGAGGGGGCUGAGCCAGAGCCUGUCCUGAGGAAACGCCGGGGAUGCCGCCCCGCACCGCGGCCUCGGGCCCUGCCGGCAAUUGGGGUUCGGCUCCCCGCGUGGGACGUGGCGGCGGUAGGGGGCUCCGAUGCCCCCAGAAGGCAGCGAGGUGUUGGGUGGGAGCUGUGCGCCGGGGAAGCCCUUCAAUGAACCCCAAACCCGGUUUGUGCGUGGAGCCCCUCGGCAUUUGGCUUUUCUGCUGGGUCGGAGUGGAAGGGAGGGGGUCUUUGGGGGGGGGGGGAGGGGGAUGCUCUCUACAUGGGGACACGUGGGCGGUGCCCGCCUGCCUCGCAGGAUCGCACCCGCACCGGGGCUACUAAACACCGUCGGGAACGCAACACCAGACACACGCACACCAACCACAGCUACCUCUACACACCUACACAUCGAUAACGCUGAGCUCGCGGCUCCGCAGCCCCGCGGCCAAUGGGGCGGGAGGGCACCCGGUGCCCUUAAGUGGGGACACGGCGCUCCCUGCGGCACCUCCGGCGAUGCCAGCAGCCCCACGUUGCUCCCCGUAGAGGGGGACAAAGGGGCUGAGCACCCCCCGCUCGUGGCUCCGUCCAGCCCCAUUGCAACGUGUGCGCGUGGGGCUGCGCGCAACCGGAGGAAGCGGCGUCCCCAAAGUGGGGAGGGAGCACGAUUGGCACGGGGAGGGUCGGGGGGGGAUCCUUCGUGCCCAGAUUCCCACUUUGGAACCGAGGACUUCAGAGGCCGCUUUUGUGCCACGCAGACGUGGGAUGGAGCCCCGCGUCCCCCGCCCUGCCGGCACCACGGCCACGUGCUCACAGACAGCGGGAGGAGGCGGAUUGCUGCAGGAAGGAGCCAUUGGGGAAAGCAAAGACAAACGCGGCCGGAGGAGCGCCGCAGCAGGAACUGCCCUGCUGGGGAGCUCCGCAGCGCUGCUCUGCGGUGAAGCCCAGGCUCUCGGAGCCAACGCCGGGUGCACCGCAGAGGAUCGCUGCAGCGGAGCACCACCCGCACCCCACAUCUCCACCAGCAUCAAACUGCUGCUGCUGGUGGUGGUGGCGGCCCCGUGCGAGAGCUUAAGGCAGAUUCCCCGCAGCACGCGGGCUCCGCCAGCCAUGCGGGAUGAGCCCGGAGUGGGGUCCCAGACAGGCACGGGCACCCCACGCCGGGGCGUUGAUGCCGGGCAGGCUGCCCCAUGGGGUGGGCUCACGGUGAGGGCGGCCGCGCACGAAUGUCUGGAGAGAGGAAUAACGCAGCCUCCCCGCGCCACGUGCGGAUCACGUGCGUGCAACUUCGCUCUGCCCCAAACCGAGCGGCGGGGAGAGCGCGCCGCAGCGAAAACGCAAGGAGAGCCGGUCCUGAGGGACCCCCGAGCCCAAAGGCGGGGAGCCCGCAGCACGGGGCAGCAGACGACCUGACUGUGGGAAAAGAAGAGAAGUUACCUGCAGAGCGCGGCACUCAGUAGGUAAAGACCAAGUCCGAGAUGCUGGACAUGAGCCAGUCCCCCGCGAUCAUCUCCGUCACCUCGGGCGUGC
Molecule: messenger RNA, 2984 nt
Organism: Gallus gallus (chicken)
Lineage: Eukaryota; Metazoa; Chordata; Aves; Galliformes; Phasianidae
Exons: 2
Coding region: 2220-2867 (215 amino acids)
Source: RefSeq, a predicted model, not a curated record